AUGGCCAUAAAUUUAGAUAAACACAAGGAGGCGUUAAUCGCAGGGUGGAAGGACGUAUUAGACGAGAAAACUGAUACAAACUGGGUCCUAUUUGGCUAUGAUGGACAGUCAAAUGACUUGAAAUUUAUUGAGAAAGGAGAUGGAGGUUUGGAUGAGCUUAUUGAUGAGUUCAACAGUGGCAAAAUACAGUAUGCAUUUCUGAAGGUAGACCAACCGAAUGGGAGCUUAUCGAAAUAUGUGCUUAUCAACUGGCAAGGGGAAGGAGCGCCGACGGUCCGCAAAGGUACAUGUGCGAAUCACAUAAAACAUGUAGCCAAUUUCUUCACUGGUUUCCAUUUGACGAUGCACGCCAGAACAGAGGACGACCUUGAUGAGAAGGUCAUUCAGGAUAAGCUUGCUAAGGCCGGAUCAGCGUUCAAUUUCAAGACCAGUCGGCCUGAGGAGUUGCCUCCAAGUGGACCCGUCGGCACUGUCUACCAUAAAGUUAACCCAGUUCAAGAAAUAAAUUCUAAAGAGAGGGACCAGUUUUGGCUGAAGGAGGAACAAGAGGAGAAGAAGCGAGUGGAAGCCGAGAGAAAACGGAGAGAGGAGGAGAAGAGGAAAGCAGAGGAAUUAGCGAGGAGAAGAGAUGAACUCGAAGCGGAGAGGAGAGCUAAAGCUGAACAAGACAAGUCACUAAGUCCCGAUGCAGUACCAGGCGGUACUACAAGCGAAGCGCUCCGGCGGCAGCGCUCGGCCGAGGCGCGACAACUCAUCGGCGCCUCCACCGCCGCCGCCAGGGCUCUGUUCCAACAGAACCUCGCGCAGGGACAGAUGCCCGCCAGAACAAACAACAACACACCAGAGAAGCCAGUCCGCAGUUCGGUGAUAGCGCAACGCAUAAACACAUUCACACAAGCGCAAUCCCCACAAUCAUCCCCAAUCAAAUCGCCAACCAAACUCGAGCCCAAACCAAUACCACAGACAGAGGAACAACCAAAGACAAGCCCGCUUAAAAACAUAGACAAGAUCAAAAUGAGUUUGGAGAGUCCGUCACAGAUACAAUAUGAACCGAUCAUAGAUCCAGCGGACUUGAGUCCAUCGACGGAAAACGAUCCAGGAUCAUUUAGUGCCAUUAAUUAUGCUGAGACGAAACAGGAGAAUUCUUAUAGAGAUAUUGAACCCUUGAAACAGAGUGAGCCGAUGAUUAAGCAGAAUAUUUUGGAGAAUGACAUGUUUGACGCGUCAUACUCUAGCUCCAACGAGAAUGACGAUGAAGAUAGUGACAAUAAAUUCAGUACUAUUAAACGGUCGCCGUACAGUAAGAAUAAUAUUACAGAUGACAACGAUCGUACCGAGUUGAGCCGUCAGAAUACUGUUAUAGAGAAUGUUAAUUUCAAAAAGGAUACUAAUGGGACUACGCUUGAUGACGUAUCACCGGAGGGCAUGGAGGACGAGGGCGCGAUAUACGAGGACUUGGAUGAUGACCCCGGCCUCACUGCGCGCGCGUUGUAUGACUACCAAGCCGCGGACGAAUCAGAGAUCACAUUUGAUCCCGGCGACAUUAUCACCCACAUAGAACAGAUUGACGCCGGCUGGUGGCAAGGACUUGGACCUCAUGGGGUCUUUGGUCUAUUCCCUGCUAACUAUGUUGAGCUACUGCCCUGCCAACCCCGUUAA
Messenger RNA from Spodoptera littoralis (African cotton leafworm), 1659 nucleotides. NCBI's taxonomy places the organism in Eukaryota, Metazoa, Arthropoda, Insecta, Lepidoptera, Noctuidae. The record is from the annotation of a GenBank genome assembly.